Messenger RNA from Polistes canadensis, 1771 nucleotides. Its product is annotated as neuralized-like protein 2. Gene Ontology annotation, molecular function: ubiquitin protein ligase activity. Bases 506 to 1306 code for a protein of 266 amino acids. The transcript is spliced from 3 exons. NCBI's taxonomy places the organism in Eukaryota, Metazoa, Arthropoda, Insecta, Hymenoptera, Vespidae. The record is from RefSeq and is a predicted model, not a curated record. Gene Ontology annotation, biological process: intracellular signal transduction.
GUGAGGAGGAGAAUGAUUUCCUUUUGAGAGCCGCGCGUGCUCCGAUUUCAAGCUGCCCUAGCAUUCGUAAUGGUGGACGUUCGAUUAGUAAACACGAGGAUAAAUUACGUCAUUAAACUUCGAGUCUUUGGAUUUGUCAACACAAUUAAAUUUCUAAAACCGUUGCUUUAUUUAUUAAUUGCUUCGAUAAUUCAUUUCAAAUUUAGUGAUGACAUUAUCUUAACCUUCAAUUCCAAGUUUCAAUUAAAGGAUGUAGUAGCCAAGAAGGGAAUCAGUUAGAUCUUACAGCAUUUCGAUGUGUUAUUUAGAAGAUGCUCUCUCCAUUCUAGAGGUUAUUUUAUCAAAAUACGGAUUGAAGAUACAUUUGAAAUUAAACGUAAAUCAUCCCGUUUAACCUUGGCCAACCCUUCAUCAAUGGAGUUCAACGAACUUCUUAGUAUGUUUGAGGAAUUUGACGACUCUUAGUAGUCAAUUAUUAUAAAUUUAAAGUCAUUGGGGAGACAGAAUGGCUGAAAAAUCGACAAAAAUGGUAACGAGAUUUCAUCCAACUCAUGGGGAGAACAUCAUACUAUGUGAAGAUAGUACAGUUGCUUAUCGCACAGCAAGCUUUGCUAAUUCUUUAGCAUUCAGUGAAAAACCAUUACAACCUGGUGAAAUUUUCCUAGUUGAAAUAGAGAAAACUGAAAGUGGUUGGAGCGGUCACAUGCGUCUUGGUUUGACUUUAAUUGAUCCAGCCUCCGUUAAAAACAAUCUGCCUCAAUAUGGCAUGCCUAAUCUUGUUAAACUGGGCAAUAGCUGGAUCUUUGCUAUUACCAAAAGUUACAAUAUUUGGGAUAGCUUUGAAGGUAUCGCUGGGACUGGCUACGGCGAAGGUAUCCCUAUGAGAGAGAAAAAACUGAUCACAGAUGGAGUAAAAGUUCAAACAUCUCGUGGUGUUAUACCAUUUAAUGCUCUUCGACCCAGUGCUAUUGGAUCCCACUAUAUUUUACCCACCGAUGCUGGUAGCCGUAUUGGAAUUAUGUACGUUCCACAAACUGGAUCAGAUACUGCUGAAAUGCAUUUUAUUAUUAAUGGAGAAGAUCAAGGAGUAUGUAGUAAGGAUAUACCUUACAAAGCUGGACCAUUACAUGCUGUAGUAGAUGUUUACGGUACUACAAAACAAGUGAGAAUAGUGCAACUAUAUGGUGUGUCAACAUUACAAAGCGCCUGUAGAGAUGCUAUUUUACAAUAUACCAAAAGGAACGCAGUAGACUCUCUUCCACUUCCUCGGAUAUUAAAGGAUUAUUUACUUUACCAGUCGCAGUGAGAGUUAUAACAUUCCAUUCUAUUUUAUUUUUUUUCAUUUCUUCUGUUUUUAUCUUCAUAUAUCAACUGCCAUUUCGUUUUUUCUUGUUUUUCUACUAUAUAUCACUUUAGGGAUUUGUUUUUCUUUUCUUUUUUUUGCAUUUAUUUUUGUAUUAACUAUUUCUACAUGGUUAUAUUAUAAAGUCAUGCGUAAAUUAUACGUAAUGAAAAUAUUUGUACAUCUUUCCAUUAUUAUUAUUAUUAUUUAGAUAAAGAAUUUUUUUAUAAACAAAAAUCAUAUUAAUAUUUGUAUAUGAGAGUGCAUUAAAAUAACAUUCACAUCUAGUAUGUAAGUUAUCUCCUUCCAAUAAUAUAAUUAUUACUCCAUUCGCGAGUGUAAAUAAUGUAAGAAAAUAUUGUUAAAAAAAGAAAAAAAAAAGGAACAAGAUGAACCGCGACAUUUAAAAAAAGAAUCAAAUAAACCGAA